ACUGAAUGUUGAAAUGCACUUGUGAAGGAACAUCUCGUUAAUUUGCCAUUCAAUACGUUUUGUCUUUGAACUUUCACUUCAUUAUGCAAAUAUCAACAAAAAUGUUUUGCGUGGUGGCCGCAACAGUGACGUUCACCAUGCUCUUGCUCCAUCGCUGCUCAAUUGAUAGAUUUGAAUUUGCAGGCUCAAAAUAUUCAUCCGCACUAUUUGAGGAGAUAAAAUUUGAAGAAACGCAUACAAAAGGCAACGCCACCACAGAAAGUACCACCGUUGCGGACGAUGGAAACUACAACGGCUUGGCAGACAAUGACAAGAGAUUAUUGAAAUACGCGAAAAGCAUUCUCGUCCCACCACAUUCUCGCUCAGAACCGUACAACUUAAAGAAUGCCAGCAUCGUAGAUUAUUCACAAGAAUCCACUUCGAUAUUUAUUCAUUCUCUGUUGAAAAACAAAACCAAUGGAUUCUUUGUUGAAUGUGGAGCCUUAGACGGCGAGUGGUUAUCAAAUUCCUUGAUGCUGGAGAAAAAUUUCAACUGGACUGGCUUGUUAAUUGAAGGUGGCGCUAAAAAUGUUCAGGAGAUGCUGAAGAAAAAUAGAAAAGCGUGGGUUGCGCCGACUUGUUUAAGCACAUCUCCAAAAUCUAUGGCGGUCACAUUUAAUGACAACAUAUGGGCAGGACAUAUUCUGCAAAAUCCGAACGAAUCCAAAGCGGGUGGUUAUGUGAACAUAACUUGCAUCCCUUUCAACACAUUCGUGGAUGUGCUGGAACUGAAACACAUAGACUACUUCAGUCUGGACGUUGAGGGAAAUGAAUUGGAAAUCCUUCGCACGAUUGAUUUCAAGAAAUUCACAAUUGACGUUAUGGUUGUUGAGCAUCUUAACGUCGGAAACAAAUACGACGGGAUUCUUCAAAUUAUGAAGGAGAAUGGCUUCACCUUAGUUUCGAAAACUAGGCUUGAUCUCACAUUUAUUCACAAUGGAACAAUUAACAAAACUAUUUGAUGCUCUCAAAUUAAAUUUAUUCCU
Messenger RNA from Neocloeon triangulifer, 1025 nucleotides. RefSeq lists its product as uncharacterized. Gene Ontology annotation, molecular function: S-adenosylmethionine-dependent methyltransferase activity. NCBI's taxonomy places the organism in Eukaryota, Metazoa, Arthropoda, Insecta, Ephemeroptera, Baetidae. The transcript is spliced from 6 exons. The record is from RefSeq and is a predicted model, not a curated record. The coding region runs from base 84 to 1001 and encodes 305 amino acids.